GUCAGUGGUUUAAUUGUGAGCUAUACAAGCCGUGACCUCUGCAGCUGCAUGAUGAGCAAUGUGGAGAUACCAGCUGGUUUGAAAGAGCUGCUGCAGGGAUACACAGUGGAGGUGCUUCGCCGCAGGCCGCCUGACCUGGUGGAAUUUGCAGUGCAGCAUUUUACACAAAUUCUGGACCGCCAAAGAAAUGACCAACGGGCCAAGAAACGCAGCCCCAAACCUGCACGGAAAGGAGUGACCUUUGAGACAAAGUCAAAUAAGACCAUCAAGGACAAAGAAGAGGAGGAGGAGGAGGAAGACACUGUUAAGUGCACCACGGGUAAAUACAGUCGCAGAGUUUCAGUUUGUGCAGAGGCGUACAACCCUGAUGACGAUGAGGACGAUGACACAGAGCUUCGGGUUGUGCAUCCCAAAACGGACGAGCAGCGUCGCAGACUUCAGGAUGCGUGCAGAGAUAUUUUACUGUUUAAAACACUGGAGCAGGAGCAGUUCUCUGAGGUUUUGGAUGGCAUGUUCGAGGUGCUAGUCAAACCUCAGGAACACAUCAUAGACCAAGGAGAUGACGGAGACAAUUUCUAUGUCAUAGAAAAGGGUGUGUAUGAUAUUUUGGUGCAGAAGGAUGAAGUGAGUGUGUGUGUUGGAAAGUAUGACAAUAAGGGCAGUUUUGGUGAGUUGGCUCUCAUGUACAACACGCCACGAGCCGCCACAAUCGUUGCAACACAGGAAGGCGCCCUGUGGGGCCUGGAUCGAGCCACAUUCCACAGACUGAUUGUUAGAAAUAAUGCAAAGAAGAGGAGGAUGUAUGAGGCCUUCAUCGAGUGUGUUCCUCUUCUGAAGUCUCUUGAGGUGUCUGAGAGGAUGAAGAUUGUAGAUGUUUUGGGAGCACGAACGUUCAAAGAUGGAGAGCGCAUAAUAACGCAGGGGGAGGACGCCGACUGUUUCUACAUUGUGGAAUCAGGAGAGGUGAAGAUCAUGAUAAAAAGCACAACAAAGGUUGGCCAGCAGGAUAACGCAGAGGUGGAGGUGGCUCGCUGCUCCAGAGGGCAGUAUUUUGGGGAGCUGGCAUUGGUCACCAACAAACCCCGUGCAGCAUCAGUUUACGCUGUGGGAGAAACCAAAUGUUUAGUAAUUGACGUCCAGGCUUUCGAGCGUUUGCUGGGACCCUGUAUGGACAUCAUGAAGAGGAACAUUUCCCAGUAUGAAGAGCAGCGGAUGGCACUUUUUGGCUCCUGUGAAGAUCUGAAGCACUAGUAUUUAAGCACAUAGUGACCUCCCCAGUGAGGUAAAUGUAACAUACAGCAUUCUCUUUUAUAUUCAGUAACAUGUAUAGUACUCCUGUAUCACUGUUGGAAUGAUGGUCCGUCUUUUAAAAAAGUAUCAAAAUGAAUGCAGCAGAACCAGAGAUAUUCUGUGCAUUACAAUCCCCAUACUACCACACUUUAUAGUAUACCAGAGAAGGAGUUAGUAUGCCUCAGUACAUAGUAUGUCAAAUGCAGUAUGCCAAAAAUACCAGGAUGUUCUACUAUAUCCAGUCCAUCUUUGCAGUAUGCAAGCCAGCAUGCUUUUCUGGCUAUUUCUAGCUACAAUCUCUGCAGUUUUAACUUUAAACUUUUAAACUGCACACAUUGCAAAGUAACAACAGCAGAGCUCUACAGGUCGAUCUCCAUCUCUGGAGAACUCAGUGAGUGGCGUUUGUUUUAUCUCCAAGGUAACGGAUAUAAAAGCAAGAGGGUCAAAGUUCAGGGUGUGAUGAUAUGAGACAGUCAUAUGUCUCGAUUGUGGCACACUGCAUACAACAUACUUUUUAAGGGCAACUGCAGUACCAACUAAAAGUUAAAAGAAAAAGUAUGUGAUUCAGAGCGCACCCAUUGCCUUUUUUUAAACUAUGCUUUCUUCUUCCAUGUUAAACGCCUGCAUUACCCAUUAUGCAACAUGAUCACCAAAACAUUUGAAAUUGAGGUGUGUUUUGCAAGUAGCUGCAGAGGCAUAAUGACAAAAAUAUGAGAAAAAUAAUUUUGUUUUUCCUGAAUUAACACGAAUAUUAUCCUGGAUUCUACAAAAAGAUUUCA
Messenger RNA from Epinephelus lanceolatus (giant grouper), 2069 nucleotides. It is a transcript of the gene prkar2ab, whose product is annotated as protein kinase, cAMP-dependent, regulatory, type II, alpha, B. The record is from RefSeq and is a predicted model, not a curated record. Gene Ontology annotation, biological process: negative regulation of cAMP-dependent protein kinase activity. Gene Ontology annotation, cellular component: cAMP-dependent protein kinase complex; cytosol. Gene Ontology annotation, molecular function: cAMP-dependent protein kinase inhibitor activity; cAMP binding; protein kinase A catalytic subunit binding. NCBI's taxonomy places the organism in Eukaryota, Metazoa, Chordata, Actinopteri, Perciformes, Serranidae.